Cajanus cajan (pigeon pea) is the source of this 1752-nucleotide messenger RNA. RefSeq lists its product as uncharacterized. Gene Ontology annotation, molecular function: RNA-DNA hybrid ribonuclease activity; nucleic acid binding. Gene Ontology annotation, biological process: DNA integration. The record is from RefSeq and is a predicted model, not a curated record. Lineage: Eukaryota; Viridiplantae; Streptophyta; Magnoliopsida; Fabales; Fabaceae.
AUGGCCUGGUUGGUGGAGCUCUCGCAAUUCGACAUAACCUUCAAACCGAGAGGACCGAUCAAAGCUCAGUGCCUGGUCGAUUUUGUGAACGAGCUCCACCCCUACGGUCAUUUCGAGGAGCAAUGGUGGACCCUCCAUGUGGAUGGUUCGUCAAAUUGCCGAGGAAGCGGAGCAAGUGUAAUUCUGGAGGGACCCAAAGGGAUAGUUUUGGAACAAUCCCUCCGCUUUCGGUUCAAGGCUUCCAACAACCAAGCCGAGUAUGAAGCCUUACUGGCCAGACUGAGACUAGCCGAAGACAUGGGAGCCUCGAGAGUCAAAUGUUUGACCGACUCCAAAGUUAUGGCCGAGCAGGUCGGCGACAAUUUCCAAGUGAAAAACCACAACAUGAUGAAGUACUAUCAUGCCUAUCAAAAGUUGAAGACGAACUUUCAGGAGGUGUCGGUCGAGCACAUCCCACGCGAAGACAACACUCGAGCCGGUCAGUUGGCUAGGUUGGUCGCGACUAAAAAGUCAGGCCAUUUGAGAACGAUCAUUCAGCAAGAGAUCGACCACCCUAGUGUCGAUGCAGAAGUGGUUGCAAAUGUCAAUGCCGACCGUGACGAUCAGGACGACUCCCAAGAUUGGCGAGCCGAAAUCAGAGCGUUUCUCAUAAAUGGAACCACGCCGACCGAUCCGACCGAGGCCAAACGGCUAAGAACCCAAGCCAACAGAUACGUUGUCAUUGCCGGCCAGUUGUACAAACGCGGUUUUUCUACCCCGUUACUCAAGUGCCUAAACUCCGUCGAGGCUGACUACGUGACGAGAGAAGUACACGAGGAGAUGCCAACCAGGUCAGAGACAUGGCAACUUGAUUCAUCAACCGGCCGAGCAGCUACAUUGCAUUCCUCCAGCAUGGUCAUUCGCCACUUGGGGGGCCGACAUACUCGGACCCUUCCCAGUUGCCAAGGGACAAUGCAAAUUCCUCAUCGUCGUCGUGGAUCUAUUCACCAAAUGGAUCGAAGCCGAGCCCCUGGCAUGUAUCUCGGCUCAUCAAGUCCAGAAAUUUCUAUGGAGGAAUAUCAUCACCCGAUUCGGUGUCCCACACACCCUGAUGACCGACAACGGCCUUCAAUUUACCGACCAGAAAUCAACGAGUUCCUAAACGGCCUGGGAAUUCAGCACAAGGUCACAUCGGUCGAACACCCGCAGACGAACGGUCAGGCCGAGUCGGCUAAUAAAGUCAUCUUAGCUGAGUUGAAGAAACUCCUUGGAGAAGCAAAGGGGUCAUGGGCUGAGCAGUUACCCGAGGUACUAUGGGCAUACCGAUGCACGCCCCAGUCGACUACACAAGAAACUCCUUUUCGCCUAGUCUACGGAUCUGACGCCAUGAUCCCAGUGGAAAUUGGGGAACCCUCGUUCCGUCGAGCACACUACGACGAGUCGAACAACGAAGUCGAGCUCCGUGUGAACCUGAACACCGCGGAAGACGUUCGAGACCGAGCACAAGUCGUGGCCGAGGCCACCAAGCAACGUUACAAAAGAAGAUUUGACAGCAAGGUGAAGCCUAGAGAAUUUCGCGAGGGCGAUCUUGUUUGGAGAGCCACAGGCGAGGCAAGGAAAGAUCUGAGACAUGGAAAACUCGCCCCAAACUGGGACGGUCCCUUCCGAAUCCGACACAACUUGAACAACGGAGCGUACAAGCUGGAGCACCUAUCGGGAGAACCAAUUCCGAGAACCUGGAACUCCUCUCAUCUGAAAAUGUAUUACAGCUGA